This is a messenger RNA of Gopherus evgoodei (Goodes thornscrub tortoise), 6279 nucleotides long. It is a transcript of the gene GRIP2, whose product is annotated as glutamate receptor interacting protein 2. Gene Ontology annotation, biological process: neurotransmitter receptor transport, endosome to postsynaptic membrane. The transcript is spliced from 24 exons. The record is from RefSeq and is a predicted model, not a curated record. Gene Ontology annotation, molecular function: protein binding. NCBI's taxonomy places the organism in Eukaryota, Metazoa, Chordata, Testudines, Testudinidae. Bases 855 to 4133 code for a protein of 1092 amino acids.
CAGCAGCUUGACAUUGCCUUGAAAGGUGCUGGAAGCUCUCUAGGCAUUUGCCAAAGGGGGUGGGGGAAAGGAAAGCCUGUCAAGCAGUACUGCAGUCUCAGCCUAUUCCCAUGCUCGGAAAUGCUGCUGCAACUUGGAGAUUUCCAUAAGGUUUAGCUGUCCUCCAACUUCUGCCACUGGGUUCGUGCACAGAAAGGUCCUGGAGACCCAGAAGGGAAUCUCCUCCAGGGCAGGAGCUUCACCAUCUCCAGGAUUUUUUGUGAAUUCCGUGCUGCGGGACAAAAGGUUUUGUGCAAAGGGCAAGGACACUGCCCAUGUGGAAUGAUGGCUGCUCUCAACCAACGUGGUCCAAGUUGUUGGAAUAUUGCUGGGAAUGAAGUGUGUGCUUCAUGUUUGCUGCAUCUGCCAGCAAGCCAGUGCUCAGCUGUCGCUGCUCCUUCAACCAGCUGUUCAUUUUAAUCAUUGCAUUUAUAACUUUUGUGUACCACAAAUGCCAAGUGGCCAGUCUGACAGAUCUAUUGCUGGAUUUUUAAGAACAGCUAAAGAUCCUUUAGCCUCUGGUUUGGUUUUGUUCUUGUCAAACCAGACUGGAUCUUGAGCUUCUCAUUUUAACUAGCCCUGUUUAGAAUUUUGUUAAAGGGAGGGCAACAUUUGCUGGGAGUCUUCCUAAAGUGGAGUCAAUAGGACUUUGUUCCCUUUAAGUAGAACAGCAUAGCGCGCAUUGUAACCCUGCUCUGCUGUGGGAAACAGACUGAAAGUGAGCUUGCUGUGAAGUGAUUCCAGUACAGCCAGGGGAGAGACAGAAAGGAGCUGGUAUUGCAAUUAGCUGAAUGCUUUGAUAGAUAACAGCAAACAUGCUUUGUGGACUGAAAAAGGAUUUGCAGUCCGACUUGGAUGAUGGCCCUUACGCGAAGGGGAGCAAAGACUCAGGUGGACUGGACACAGCCCUCGUCUCCAGAAGGCAAAGCAUUCCAGAGGAAUUCAGAGGGGUCACCAUUGUGGAGCUGAUUAAGAAAGAGGGAAGCACCCUUGGCUUAACUAUAUCCGGUGGCACAGACAAAGAUGGAAAGCCAAGGGUCUCAAACCUGAGGCCAGGAGGGCUGGCAGCAAGAAGUGAUCAGUUAAACGUUGGAGACUACAUCAAAUCAGUGAAUGGGAUUAACCUGACUAAACUGCGACAUGAUGAAAUUAUAAGCCUGUUGAAGAAUGUAGGGGAAAGGGUGGUACUGGAGGUGGAGUAUGAACUGCCUCCAGCUGCACCGGAGAGCAGCUCUGGCAUUAUUCCAAAGACCAUAGAGGUGUGCCUAUACAAGGAGGGCAACAGUUUUGGCUUCGUGCUAAGAGGGGGAGCCCAUGAAGAUUGGCACAAAUCCAGACCAUUAGUACUCACUUACGUAAGGCCAGGUGGCCCUGCAGACAGGGAAGGGUCCUUGAAAAUCGGGGACAGGCUGCUGAGUGUUGAUGGGAUUCCCCUUCACAGCGUAACUCAUGCCGAUGCGCUGAACAUCCUGCGUCAGUGCAGCCAGGAGGCACUCUUCCAGAUUGAGUAUGAUGUCACCAUUAUGGAUACUGUAGCCAAUGCUUCUGGUCCAUUAUUAGUGGAAAUAGCCAAGACUCCUGGAUCGACACUAGGAAUCACUCUGACAACAGGCACACAUCGGAAUAAACAGGUCAUAGUCAUUGACAAGAUCAAGCCAGCCAGUGUAGUUGACAGAUGUGGGGCCUUGCACAUUGGUGAUCACAUCCUCUCCAUCGAUGGCACCAGCACAGAGCACUGUUCCUUGUUAGAGGCCACUCAGCUCUUAGCCACCACUUCGGAAAAUGUCAAGUUGGAAAUACUCCCUGCUCACCAGAGCAGACUCCCCCUGAAACCUCCAGACACAGUCAAGGUGCAGAAAAGUGACCAUCACCAUUGCUGGGAUCCCUGUGUCAACUACUGCCACACUCACCAUCCAGGGCACUGCAAGACAUCCACCUGGAACCAGACCUCCAGCCAAGAUUAUUGCAAAUCUCUUGUGGCUGCCAACUUCUCAUCGCCCACCAUGAACACGCAAGGUUUCCCCUGCCAGAAUUCGAAUACGUUACCUCGGAGCUCCCACCCCAUGAGCCCGCGUGCCACCAUGAUGAGGAGGAGACAGAGGAAGAAGGACCACAAGAGCUCAUUGUCGCUGGCUUCUAGUACAGUGGGUCCCGGUGGGCAGAUUGUUCACACAGAAACAACAGAGGUGAUCCUAAGGGGAGACCCCUUGAAUGGCUUUGGCCUUCAGCUCCAGGGGGGGAUCUUUGCUACUGAAACCCUGUCUUCCCCGCCCCUCGUCCGAUUUAUUGAGCCCGACAGCCCAGCAGAGAGGUGUGGGCUGCUACAAGUUGGAGAUAGAGUCCUUUCCAUCAAUGGCAUCGCAACUGAAGAUGGGACCAUGGAGGAAGCCAAUCAGCUCUUGCGUGAUGCAGCACUUACCAACAAAGUUGUGCUGGAGUUAGAAUUUGACGUGGCGGAGUCUGUCAUUCCCAGCAGUGGUACUUUCCAUGUUAAACUGCCCAAGAAAAGAGGUGUGGAGCUUGGAAUUACUAUCAGCUCUGCAAGUAGAAAGCCUGGUGAGCCUUUAAUUAUCUCUGAUAUCAAGAAGGGGAGCGUAGCUCACAGAACAGGCACCUUGGAGCCGGGGGAUAAGCUGUUAGCCAUCGAUAACAUCCGACUUGACAACUGCUCAAUGGAGGAUGCAGUGCAGAUUUUAAGGCAGUGCGAAGACCUAGUCAAAUUGAAGAUUAGGAAGGAUGAAGAUAACUCUGCCUCCCUGUUUCCCAUUUCAGAUGAGCAGGAGACGACCGGUGCUAUUAUUUACACAGUGGAACUAAAGCGGUACGGUGGCCCUCUGGGAAUAACAAUCUCCGGAACAGAGGAACCUUUUGAUCCGAUCGUCAUUUCAGGCCUGACCAAACGAGGGCUGGCUGAAAGGACUGGAGCAAUCCAUGUGGGUGACCGGAUAUUAGCUAUUAAUAAUGUGAGUCUCAAGGGCAAACCACUCAGUGAAGCCAUCCACCUACUCCAAAUGGCUGGAGAGACUGUAACGCUGAAGAUCAAGAAACAAACUGAAAGGUCUUAUCCCAAGAAGUCGGGGAGUAUGAAUGAAGUGAGUGACCCAGAAGAUGAACUGACUGACUCUCAGAAAACUAGCAAACUCUCCGAGAUUUACUCCACCACCAUCCCCAGUGUGGAUAGCGCUAUGGAAUCCUGGGAUGGUUCGGGCAUUGACACAGGCUAUGGAAGCCAAGGUACAUACAUACCUCAGGCUGUUGGCAUUGCCCUUCAUCCGCAUGAAUGGAGACCUAGCAGGCAGAAGAGCAGCACCCCUCCUGGGGAUCCCAGGAAGAACUAUCCCUAUCUGGAUGGAAGCUUCAGUGAAGAUGACUGGGACAAACCCACCAGCAGAUAUCCCAACCGCCAAAAUGGCCUCGAGACUGCUCACGAGGAUAGUUUUUGGCGUGUUUUUGGAGAAGCUUUGGAGGACUUGGAAACAUGUGGCCAGUCUGAACUUUUGAGGGAGAUUGAGGCAUCCAUCAUGACAGGGAGCGUGCACAGUCUAGGCCUGGAAGGGAGCAAACUGCUCGUGGACUCUGUUAGUGAGUCUGGGCUGAGCCCACUGAGGAAAGGAAACUCCAACUGCUGCGAUGAAGGGCAGAGCAACAGCAGCAUCGCUCCCACCAAGAAGAAUGAGAGGAAUCUGGAGAUGAAGAAGAUUGAGGAGGUGGUGCAGGAAAUCAUGUCUCCAACCCCUCUCGAGCUGCACAAGAUGACGCUCCACAAGGACCCAGAGAGUGAAGACUUUGGAUUCAGCAUUUCUGAUGGCCUGUUGGAGAAAGGUGUCUAUGUAAAUAUGAUCCGUCCCAAUGGGCCAGCUGAUCAGUGUGGCCUUAAACCUUACGACAGAGUCCUUCAGGUAAAUCGCAUUCGAACAAGAGACUUUGACUGCUGUCUGGCUGUUCCACUGAUUUCCGAGGCAGGAGACAAACUGGACCUAGUCAUUAGUCGAAAUCCCCUGGCACUCGCUGCCAAUGCCCAGCUGGAGGCCAGUGGGGAGUUGGUCCCACAGUCCUUGAGCGUGGAGGUCAAAAUGAGCAUGCAGACACUCUGAGGGAAGACUUGAAUGGAACGUACCUUUGGGCCCUGCCGUGGUGGGAAGCUGAUGAGUAUCCAUUGUGGUUUUCUGUUUUUGCACUGGUCACUGUAAUGCUGUAUGUCACGUAACUUGCGGGUGGGUCUGCAACUCGCUGUGACUCUCGGACCACCAGGCACUGCUCUGAAGGUGCAAGCUAAACCAGAUGAACGGCGUGGACCUUGGUUAAUGCAAAUGGUAAAACGGGCUGCUGAUAACAGAAAACAGCAUCCAGGGUGAUUCACCUUUGGCAGGGCAACCUUCAGUCAUCGUUCAACUCCAGUAGGCCUGAGCUUUCACUGUGCAUGGGUUCAUGGAGAGUGGAUCAUCUCCUUGCCCCUCUAACGCCCUCAUCCUGAAGGACUUGGCCAUCCCUUAAACACACAUGGUGCUAUUUUUUGUGUGUGUGUGUGUGUGUGUUGUUGUUGUUGUUUGCUUUCUUAAUCAUGUACUGGUUUCUUUGAAAGGAAACCCUACUUCAUUUCCCAGGCCUCUUUAAAACACUACCACCAAAUCUGACAUUUGAAAAUCCCCUUUCCACCUGAACAUUCACCACCCACUAGGCAGCACUACGUCCCAUUUAAAGCACAGCUCAAAACUCACUUGCUAGUGGCUAGAUGCACUUUCUUUUGAAAGCUAAAUCCUUUUGAUUGAUCAGCGUCUCUGUCUCUAGCUGGAAAUCCUUCCCUCCUCAACCCACCCCUUUGGAAAUGCAAGGAAGCACUUUGUCCUCCUAGUUGACUCCAAGACACAAUUUGGUUGUCUUUCUUCAUACAUUUUUAUAGAGCGCUUAGUAGAACACAGCAUCCAGGAAAGUCACUGAAUGGCUGUCCUGAAUCACUAGCCCUCUUGUUCACAUAGACCAUCACAGAGAUUCCUCUCAUUGAAAACCUGGGUUGUUUCUCCAAGUAAACAACUGAACAACAUUCAUCUCAGGCCAACUUUGGGGUUAUUUUUUUUCCAGUGUUUUGAAUAAAUAAAUCCUUGUUGUCUCCUGCCAAAUGCUGGCACGAAAAGCCCUCUGCUAGAUUGAUGUUGUGUUUCCAGUUCCCAAGUGUGCCCCAGAUUGGGUCACCUUAGUGCAAGUACAACUGUGUACACCUUUUUAAAUGUCUGACGGGUUUUGGACACUUCCCUGUAGUCUGCCAUAGCUGCCCUCCUUUGCCUAUCGUUAACCUCUCUGUGGUUUGUAAGCACGAUGCCUUUUUCGGUAGCUCUUCCUCACCCUCUAGGUCCCUGCACCCAGCCCAGCUCCUUGUAGAAGAUAUGGGUGUGAUAUUUGAAUUGGUUUAAAAAUUUGCCUGCAGCAAACUAGUUGCGAUGCCAACCAAGGGCGUGAUCUCUUCCUUUCUCGUCUCCAAACACAAAAUCGCUGGCAUGUGUCAGUUUCUUUACAUGGCAAAUGUGAUCACCUGCUCCAUGUUUCAUGUAUUUGCACUUUAUUAUGAUUUUUUAACUGAUGUUAUAAGGGCCUGUUUUUUUUCCUGGGGGAGGGGAAUAUCCUUUUAAGAUCCCUUCUUAGCGGAACUGGGUCUCCUCCUUCUGCUUGUUCUCAUUUUAUUUAUCUAUUUUUGUUGUUGUGUAUUCGGGAUACCAUGUAGUUUUGAAAUGUUCAUUGUGCCACCUAGGCUGAGCCAGGACUAAUUCCCAUGUCUGUACUCUAGCCAAAUUUGCAACUGUCUCUCACAUUCAGCUAUUCGUAGGUGCAACCAUUCUCAUCUCAAGUAUGCAAUAUCCCAUACCAUUGCUGCCAUAACUAGAUAAUGUGCCAUAACUGAUACUGCAGAGCAUUGACAGUAUAGCCGAAAGUGUUUUUAUAUGCAAUAUUCUAAAAGGCGGAAGCUCAGUGUGGCUUCUAAUGGGUUUUUGAUGAAGACUUUUAUUAAAAAGGCUUUAAAAAAACAACUUGGUCCUUGUAUCCCUUCCUAUGCAUUUUGAAUGAUACUAAACUGAAAUGCAUUACUUAAAUGUGUAUUUUUAUCCAUAUAUUAGAGUGUAUUCCUUGUAAAGUAUUUUUAUAUGCUAAUUUUCUUAUGUAUCUAUGAAAGCACAAUAUUUAAAGGUACAGCAUUUCAAAGAAUAUUUUAGUCCUGUUUUGGACCUAUUUGUAAAUCUCUGUAUUUAA